Messenger RNA from Sitodiplosis mosellana (orange wheat blossom midge), 3623 nucleotides. RefSeq names its product LIM and SH3 domain protein Lasp. The coding region runs from base 837 to 2408 and encodes 523 amino acids. Lineage: Eukaryota; Metazoa; Arthropoda; Insecta; Diptera; Cecidomyiidae. Gene Ontology annotation, cellular component: focal adhesion. The transcript has 7 exons. Gene Ontology annotation, molecular function: actin filament binding. The record is from RefSeq and is a predicted model, not a curated record.
AUACACACGCAUCACAGCACACAACAACAACCGAAUAAACACAACGCGCACGAGAGAGAAUAUAUGUGUGUACACGGAGUGUAAGAAAGAAGCCGCAACAACAACAACAACAAGACUGGGAAUAGCACAAAAACUAUUUGGCUACAGUUAAGCGGCAUUCAGUGUAUACCUCAUUCGUGUUUAAUCCGUCAUCAAGUUGUGUUUAGUGAGUAUCGUUUCCGUAUCAAAGUUAGCCGAUAGACGUGCCUUGUUGAUUUUCUCUCUCUUGCUUACACACGGUGUAAUUCCAAACGGCUCUCUGGCUGCAGCAGCAGAAAAAAAUUCACCCAAAGACAACACAACAAGAGAAGAGAAAAAAAACCGUAUCCAUUCAGUUUGGCAAAGUGUAAAAAGGAGGAUCGUACACCCAGAGUAAAACCGACAAUCAGUUUUAUCGUACGCCACCAACCAAAAUUUUGUUUUAUUCAAGACGUUUGUGUUCAUUCUGCGGCGCAUAGAAUCUUCUCAAAAACCGAAAAUUCACAGAAUUACAGUGUUUGUGCGUGUGGUGAUCUUCUAGGAACCAAAUACAGCGGAAUCGAUUUCGAAAGUGCGGCAAAUAUUACAAAUGUGUGUUGAAAUUCUCGAAUGAAAAAUAUUUAAUUAAGCUAUAGAGCAGCUGCAAAAAAUUCGCUAAAAGUAUAUCUAUACCGAUAGACGCAAGCUGCUGCGUGUGUUCGUGUGUGUUUGUGCAAAAGAAUAAAAUAAAAUUCGUCGAUAAAAAUUAAAUUUCACACAUUGGAUAUCAGCUAUCGAUUAAUUGGAACCAAAAGGAAUACAACGCAAACUGAGUCAAGAUGAAUAAAAAUUGCGCACGGUGUACGAAGAUUGUUUAUCCGAUCGAAGAGUUGAAAUGUUUGGACAAGACAUGGCACAAAACAUGCUUCAAAUGUCACGAGUGUGGCAUGACGCUGAACAUGAAAACAUACAAAGGGUUCAACAAACUACCAUACUGUGAGGCCCACAUUCCGAAAGCGAAGGCGACCGCAAUCGCUGAUACGCCCGAACUCAAACGAAUAGCAGAAAAUACAAAGAUCCAAUCGAAUGUUAUGUACCAUGCGGACUUUGAAAAGCAAAAGGGAAAACUGACACAGGUGGCAGACGAUCCGGAAACACUUCGUAUGAAACAGAACUCGAAAAUCAUAUCGAAUGUUGCAUACCAUGGUGAUUUGGAAAAGAAAGCCGCUAUGGAAAAGCAGCGAGAGGUGGCAGAGAUCGCCGAUAAUAGAGACAAUGAAUCUGAAUAUUUCUCAGAGACAUUAGCCGCUGAAUCGUUAUCGCAGUAUCAACCACAACCAAAGCAUGCACAGAAUCCCAUCGUACCGAUUCAGCAAUACAUGAGCGCACCGCAAAAUAGUCAGCAACAAAAAUCAUUGCAAACGGUAACCACGACACCGUACUCUCAACAUGUGAACCAUAGUUUGUCACAGCAACAGCAAGCCGGCAUUGCCAAGUCAAUGAUGGCCAACCACAAACCUUCUCAGCAACAGCAGCAGCAGCAGCAGCAACAGCAACAACAACAACAACACCAACACCAACAACACCAACAACAACUUCAACAGCAACUGCAGCAGCAGUACUAUGACCAAUACGAGAAUUACGCACGACCGAUCGCACAAAAUACGCACACCUACAAUAACAACACCAUGAAUAACAUAAACAAUAAUCAUGCGAAUAUACAAAUGGCUUACAAUAAUGCUCAUCAUACAGGUGUCCAAGGAUAUGGUAGUAACAAUAUUGCCGGAAAUAAUAUUGGGCAUGCAAACACCGUUGCAUACGGUGUAAAUAAUCACGUCUACAGUCGGGACUAUAGUGCGAUGAAUUCGAAUGCAAUUCAAGGAGGAGGAGGAGGAGAAAUCGGAAAAAUAUCAGAUUAUGAUCCUAUUACCGAUGGACCACGAAAUAUUCCAAACACCACCCGACCCAGUUCGACUCUCAUUUACAGCUCAGAUCGUGGAAUGGUUAACAAUAGUCAACCGCGAAAGAUUGGUUCCGUUGCGGAUAUCGAUCCAAUAAACGGUGUAUAUGGGUCGAUGGAAUACAACAGUUACGCGCAUCAAUCACAUUCUCAGCCACAACAGCAACCAGCACACCACCACCAAUUACACUAUGCCCAGCAGCAGCAGCAGCCGCAACCUCAGUCAGCUAUUCAACAGAAACCAAUUCAAAAGUCAAUCUCGUCACAAGUGCGCGUGUUUCGAGCUCUGUACGAUUAUGAGGCACAAGAUACCGAUGAAGUCAGCUUUACCGAAGGCGAUCUGAUUUUCGAAGUCGAUUCCAUUGAUGCUGGCUGGAUGACAGGCCGUGUUGAGCGCACAGGCCAAACCGGGAUGUUACCAGCUAAUUAUGUCGAACCAGCACACAUAUAAAUCAAUUAACGAACACAUAAACAUUUCUAUGUUAAUUGGCCACAUUAUUUCUAAUAGCAGAAGGCAAACAGAAACCGAUAGUCGACCCACACACAUACACACAAAUAUAUAUAUAUAUAUGCAUACACGCUGAGACACAAAUAAAAACAACAACACUCACAAAAAUAACCGUUUAUCCAACGAUAAUCAUCAAGUACUUUAUCAAUGAUAGCCGAUUUUCAAUUUUCCCAAAAUUGUAAUCUGAUUACAACUAUAGCCAAUAAGCAUAAUGACAGCCAAUCAAGAUGAAUAUUUGUAACAAUUUCCGAAAAGAACAAUCGACCUUAUCUCAAUCCAAAUUUUCAUUGCAUAUAUAAAUACAUAUAUAUAAAAGCAUUACAACAAGAACAAAAAGGCAAACGUAUAUAUGAAUUACAGCAUGUUAAUCAUGUGAUGACACAACAAUAUUACAUAUGUUAAUUGUUAUUUAUGAAAAUAAUUCAGCUCAAAAUGUAGCCAAUACAUAAAUUUUUAUGACUGCAUUCAAAGUCGGAAAAAAUGGCGUAUGGGCAACAGUAAUUAUGCAGCUCAAUAACCUUUAUGGAAGAACACAAGACAGAAAAAUAGAGGAGAAGAAAGAAGCAACAACAAAAGUGCGCGCAAUAUAAUAUUUAUUUGGGUUAGCAAGCAUAUUCAAACUCUCUGUACAAUUCGGACUAUCGAAUUGAAUGGACAAAUAAUGCAAUAAAAUGAAAAAGAGCGAUCAACUGAUUCAUCCGAAACAUUUUCCUUACCCCGAAUGGAUAUACAAUUCGAAUUUCAAUCCGAACUAAGCAUUUCCCUAUGCACAUUGAAUGCUUUGGCGAUUCAAUCAUUUUUUUUCUUAUUUGAUAUAAUUUAUGGAAGGAAAAUCGAUUCAGGAAAAAAGGAAGAAGCAAAACGCGUCAAAUUAAAAAUAGAAGAAAACAACAACCAAUCAGAAGAAUGAAUAGCAAUUGUGUGCCUUAUUUAAUAAUAUUUGUAUUUGUAUUUAUGACUUCAGCAUUUUUGGGGAUAUGAUAACAGAAACGAGAAACAAAAAAAAAGCAAAUAACUGUUCGUUAUUCACAUUUUAUUUAUACACACUAUUUUCUUUGAUAAGGUUUAAACCAGUUUUGUACUUUGUAUAAAUAAAUAAUCAAUUAGACAAGGUAUUCAUAUUUCUGCGAAAAAAAAAUUUAACAACAAAAGCGAAAA